ACAUUUUAUUCGGUUACAUUAUCAUUCCCACGCUCUCGAGGUAGAGGUAGAGAGGGAAGAGCACACACGCACGCGCCGCGCCCUCCCUCCGCCUCGACCGCCACGAUGUCGUCCGCCAUCGACGACGGCAUCGAGGUCAACCGGAAGCCGGGGAGGAAGAACCUCGUGAUCGCCGGCUCCUCGGCCGCAGUUCUCAUGCUCCUCGUCGUCGGCACCGUCGCCACCGUUCUGAACCAGUCCGCCGAAGAGUCCGGCGGCGUCUCCGCCCGGUCGAUGCACUCGACGUCCAAGUCCGUCCAGAUGAUCUGCGCCUCCACCGACUACCGCCAGACGUGCGAGUCCAGUCUGUCGAAGGCCGUCAACUCCAGCAGCGACAACGACCCGAAGGCGAUCCUCCACGCGGCCGUCUCCGUCGUCGUCGACGAGGUCGGGAAGGCCUUCGCCCACUCCCGCCUUCUCGACAGCAACAACAGCCGCGUCAAGUCGGCCGUCCAGGACUGCCUGACGCUCUUCGACGACUGCAAGUACGACCUGAAGCGGUCGCUGGAGAGCAUCAUCGCGCACGCCGCCACCGACCACCUGUCGAAGCGGUCGCACGACCUCGAGACGUGGCUCAGCGCCGUGAUCUCGUUCGAGGAGGCGUGCGUCGACGGGUUCCCGGAGGGGGAGCUGAAGGCGAAGAUGAAGGCGGCGAUGAAGAAGGCCAGGGAGCUGUCAAGCAACGCGGUCGCCAUCAUCGGGCAGGUGUCGAGCUUCCUGUCCAUGCUCGACAUCCCCGGGCUGAGCGGCCGCCGCCGCCGCCUUUUGACGGCGCAGAAGGAGCCCGCGCUUGCAGCGGCCGCAGCAGGUCUUAAGGAGGACGGGCUCCCGCAAUGGAUGUCGAGCACCGAACGGAGGGUUCUCAAAUCGCACCAUAAGCUCAAGGUCAAGCCGAAUGCCACGGUCGCGAAAGACGGCACCGGCGACUUCGCCACCAUUUCCGCGGCUUUGGACGCGAUGCCGAGCGAAUACAAAGGAAGGUACGUGAUCUACGUGAAAGAGGGGAUAUACGAGGAGACCGUCAAUGUGACGAAGAAGAUGGCUAAUGUGACCAUGUAUGGGGAUGGCUCGAAAAAGUCGAUCAUAACGGGAAGCAAGAACUUCGUGGACGGCACCAGAACCUGGCAAACCGCAACAUUCUCCGUCUCCGGCGACGGCUUCAUCGCGAUCCGGCUCGGGUUCCGCAACACGGCGGGCGCGGUCAAGCACCAGGCGGUGGCGCUACGCGUGAAGGCGGACCGCAGCAUCUUCCUCAACUGCCGGAUGGAGGGCUACCAGGACACGCUCUACGCGCAGGCCUACCGGCAGUUCUAUCGGGGCUGCGUCAUCUCGGGCACGGUCGACUUCAUCUUCGGUGACGCCUCGGCUGUGUUCCAGAACUGCAUCAUCGUCGUCCGCCGCCCCCUCGACAACCAGCAGAACAUCGUGACCGCCCACGGCCGCGUCGACCGGCAGCAGAAGACGGGCUUCGUCAUCCAGCGCUGCCGCAUACUCCCCGAGCAGGGCCUGACGGAGGCGGCGGCACACAAGGCCAACGUGCGCAGCUACCUCGGCCGGCCGUGGAAGGAGUUUGCGAGGACGGUCGUGAUGGAGUCGCACAUCGGCGGCUUCAUCCACCCGGACGGCUACAUGCCGUGGGAGGGCGAAUUCGCGCUGUCGACGUUGUAUUACGCCGAGUACAAUAACUUCGGCGGCGGAUCGAACGUGUCGACGCGCGUCCCGUGGCCGGGGUUCCACGUCAUAAGCCGGAGAGAGGCCGAGCGCUUCACCGUCGGCAACUUCCUCUAUGGCGCCGAUUGGAUUCCGGCCACCGGCGCGCCGUUUCGCCUCGGCAUGUACACGCGCGAAUGAGAGCACUUCAAUUUUUUUGUCUAGAGAGUAAAUUGACAAGGGAGGAAUAAAAGGGCGGGAGUUCUCGUUU
Messenger RNA from Ananas comosus (pineapple), 1960 nucleotides. RefSeq names its product pectinesterase-like. Bases 106 to 1890 code for a protein of 594 amino acids. The transcript is spliced from 3 exons. Gene Ontology annotation, molecular function: pectinesterase activity; pectinesterase inhibitor activity. Lineage: Eukaryota; Viridiplantae; Streptophyta; Magnoliopsida; Poales; Bromeliaceae. Gene Ontology annotation, biological process: cell wall modification. The record is from RefSeq and is a predicted model, not a curated record.